Molecule: messenger RNA, 1266 nt
Organism: Megalops cyprinoides (Indo-Pacific tarpon)
Lineage: Eukaryota; Metazoa; Chordata; Actinopteri; Elopiformes; Megalopidae
Gene: lsm14b
Product: LSM family member 14B
Exons: 8
Coding region: 118-1266 (382 amino acids)
Molecular function (GO): mRNA binding
Source: RefSeq, a predicted model, not a curated record
CCAAGGAAAGUUUGCGGUAGCCUAACCUUUAGUUUACCGAGCGUUCUCUGGUCAAUUAUCCUGUUCACGAAAAUUUAGUUACAGGUGGCGUCGUCGAAAUUUGGCUAGCUAACAACCAUGAGUACGCCAUAUAUCGGCAGUAAAAUUAACCUAAUCUCCAAGGCCCAAAUUCGGUAUGAAGGCAUUUUGUACACAGUUGAUAUGGAUAAUUCUACGGUGGCUUUGGCCAAAGUGCGAUCCUUCGGCACAGAGGGGCGACCUACGGAUAGGCCAGUGCCUCCAAGAAAUGAAAUAUAUGAAUACAUCAUCUUCAGGGGAAGUGACAUUAAAGAUAUCACGGUUUCUGAGCCCCCAAAAGCUCACCAUGGUCUACCCCACGAUCCUGCAAUAGUGCAGUCCUCAGUUGGCAGUUCUUCAACCACGUACCCGCCUCAAGUGCCCUAUAGUCCUUACAGGGGCAUGAAUCCAUCGUACAGCCAGCUGGCUGCCAGCUCCCUUCUCAGUCAGCAGUAUGCUGCAGCGCUGGGCUUGGGGGCUGGCUUUCAUGGCCUUCCAGUGAGAAGGGGUCCUAUGGUGGAGCAGGCUGUCCAGACGGUGCCAGCUAAAAAUGUGACACAGAAAAAAGGCCUGCCUAUAUCCCAGCAACAGGGCCGAGAGCCCUCCAGACCCCUCCAGCGAGCUGGGCGUGUGAGCCCCCAGCCCCAGAGGACUGGUUCCAAUAAUGCAGCGGUAAAGCAGCCUGGUGUAUCACAAGUUCAAGCACAAAGCAAUGAGAGUCGAAGAUCACAGCGGAGGAGACCUGGAAAUCGUCGUACCAGGAACCGUGGAAGAGGACAAAUUCUGGUGGGGAAUUCAAAGCCUAAUACACUCCAGUUUGAGUCUGACUUUGAUUUUGAAACAGCAAAUGCACAGUUCAACAAAGAUGACCUCGAGAAGGAGCUACAGGACAAACUUAAUGUCAAAGGUGCUGAUGACAUUGAAGUGAAGGUGGACUCUGGAGUAGACCCACAGAACAAUGAGGGGACCGUGGAAGAGGAGCCCUUUGGACCAAAGUGCUACUAUGACAAAACAAAAAGCUUCUUUGACAACAUUUCAUCUGAGCUAAAAUCCAGACGUACCACCUGGGCAGAAGAGAGGAAGCUUAACGUGGAAACAUUUGGGGUGCCCGGCAGGUUCCUCAGGAGCCGGGGGUUCCGUGGGAGGAGGGCACAAGGAGUCUUGCAGCGUAUUGUACCUAUCCAAAAAGUGGGCUCUGGGAGGCUGUGA